AUGAAAUUUUCUGCCUCCGAAGUAAAAUCUCUAAGACCUGUCCAGGAGGCCAUUGUGAAAUUCUUCAAGAUCAGCACAUGGGAAGAUGCUAUUGAUGAAUUUAAAGGCGCCGUAUCAUCUGAAAAGUUGUUGCAGUUUGCUGUAAGUUGACAUGUAGUAGUACGUACCUCAGUGACUUAUUUGACUGACAAUUUUUCUGUUUACACUGUAGUUAAAUUAUGUCAUAUUGCCCUUCUGAGGCGAUUUCCCUUUUGAAGUUAAAUAUUUCAACUUCCCCAUAAAAUUUCCUUCAUUUCUAGAUAUUAUGAAUUCCAUCCCCUGAGACAAAAAAAACCUUCGUUUCGGAUAUUCAGUUUUAGAAUCGAUGCAUGGAGCAAAUACUGGUCGAUGUACUUAGUUAUUCGUUCAUUAUCUCGUAGGGAAAAGAUUUUGAACAGACUCACGAGUUCCAGAAAUACUUGCAACGUUUAAAAAGAAUACGAACAGGAGAGGUCAUUGAGACGGCCGACCUCAUAGAGGGAAAAAUGGGAGCAUUUGGGCUCGUAGUAUUUAGCAACAGCCUUUUAGACGUACAACAAAGUGAUCUGGCAAAGUUGCCACUUUACGAGGGAGCGUUUUUAACCAUAGGUGAAGCAGGGGAGCAGUGCGAGGUAAGAUUAAAAUCUAGGUGAGACUCUCCCGCUACCGUUCGACUAUCGAGUGACUUGGAAAGAAAUGAAUUAAAGUGACGAGGCAUUGUUAUUUUAAUUGCCAUUGUUAGCAUAAGAUGUUAUGUUUCUUUUCGCCUUCCGUUGUUUUAAUUUUCCGAAAAGUUUCAUCUUAACCAGGAAAUUUUAUAAGAUGAGUUAAAUAAACUUAAUAUGAACAUUUACUUCAUUUUUAUGGUAAAAAAUCAUGUUACGUUCCAGUUAGGCUGAGAACGGCAGGGAAACGAAUACAUGCAGGAUUUUACUACAAUCCUAAUCAAAUUCUGUUUUUUGUGGACAACUUUUAGUUGUUUGCAUUUACUUAUUACGACUCGUAUUUUUCUCUUCACAGAAUCCUGAUGAUGUAAUAAGUACUGUUACCCGCAUUAAUUUCUGUAAGCUCACAUCAUCCAACGUUGUUUUAUUUACAAUGGCUGAAGGUGUGAAAAAUCUAAAAGAAAAAAUGUUAAAAGAGGGCGCUACACUGGUACAGCAUGGCUACUUUUACGUCCCAAAAAAACCUCAAACUGCAGUGCAAGGUAAGAUACUUCUAGAAUUAAACAACUGUCCUCAGAAGAAAGUUUUAAAAACUUCAUAGUCAACAGAAUUGAAUUAUUUGAUUUACUUGUGGAGUUAACAAAAAUAUAUAUCAUGAUUCUAUAAUCUGAACUUGUUUUGAACUUUCUCCUUGAGAGCGUAUUACAUGCACAGUUUAUAGUAAGGUUUGGUGAAUUAAAACGUUCCAGCACUGUCGAAAGAAAUUAGUAAGUAUAUAAUACGCAUAUAUCAUAUUGUUGAUACUCAUUUUAAUUUUUUUGGGUCCGUAUUUAUAGGAAGCCUUGGAAACCUUUGUUGUUGGACACUGGUCUGUCUCAAGGCAAAUGACCUCGAGACAUUUGUCCGCCUGUAGAGAAAAUUUGAUUUUCUUGAAUAAAGAAAGUUCAUUCCCAGCACAAGGCUACACAUGGCUACACAUGGAAAACCUCUCCAGAGAAGGGGACGUGGUUAUUGAUGCUGGAACCCCCAAUGGCCUUGCAAUAGUGGCUGCGUUGAGAAAAGGGCGAAGCGCAGUUAGGAUAGACAGUACCGCUUUGCCUUCCGAACAGGCAGCGAUAGAGACUAAAAUUUGCAGUCUUGUAUCUUCCUAGUUUAUAUGUCAAUGACAAUUUACUAGUUAAAGUAAACAAUUCAAUUGACAUAGUUUAUGUCAACAAAAAUAUUUUUGGAGAAAAGGAAUGUUGAUUUUAUUUCAUCCAAUACGCCUCGCGCAAUUCAAUAAUAGUGGCGUAUUUUGUAGCCAAUAUGUUGAGUUGACAAGAAACGUCAUUUUUGUUAAUGUAAGUCUGAUUUGUAAGUUGAAUUACCUACUCAUAAAAGCUAUGGGUCCCGUUAGGAGCCCUUAGAUUCCAACCGUGAGGUUCCUUUCACUUGUUUUAUUUAAAAGCAUGCAAAAAGCGUCAGGAUGAAGAGUAUUGUUGAUUUAAUCUCGUAUCUGGGAAAACAUUAAAAAACUAGAGUUGAAAAUGACGGAGUAGAUUAGGACCCUUAAAAUUUCCUAUCUGAAACCACUGCAGAAUUUCUUCAACGCUUAACGUAACAUCGUGCAGAAUUUCUGCAGCACUUGACGGUAAAUCGUGCAGAAUUUCUGUACCACUUGACGUUACAUCAUGCAGAAUUUCU
Pocillopora meandrina is the source of this 2366-nucleotide messenger RNA. NCBI's taxonomy places the organism in Eukaryota, Metazoa, Cnidaria, Anthozoa, Scleractinia, Pocilloporidae. The record is from the annotation of a GenBank genome assembly.